UCGGAAGUGGGUCGGGUUCAGUCCGUGAAAGUACGCGUUCGAGUGCGGAUCUGUGACAAGUUGGCUUUAAGUGGAGGCGCUCGAUUGCAUAUCGAGUUUGCGCACAGCGUGAAAGAUUGAAAGAGAAGCGUCGCGGUGAAAUUGCCAAGUGACCUUUGCUGGGUGGAUCGACUGCCGCCGGCGAUAAGAAUAAGGUGUAGGUACUCGAAGGUGCUCUGGUGCGGACAGCAGUCAUGUCGGAGAAGUCAAACGGAACACCUGCGCUCAUUACAACGAUCACCAACAAGUACCCGACGUUUCGGGAUGAGCCCUUGAAAACGGUUUACCGUUGGUUGGAAGGUAAACGUCACGAUGAUGGUGCCGAAGGACUGUGGCGUAUUCACGACACGUUGUACGACUUGACUGAAUUCAUCGAUCGUCAUCCCGGAGGCCCCGAAUGGAUCCGACUUACAAAGGGAACUGACAUCACCGAGGCGUUCGAAACGCAUCACAUUACCACGAGGGCGGAAAGCCUCCUGCCGAAGUACAAAGUUCGAGAAGCCAAACAACCGCGGAAUGUGCGGCUCACUUUCAAGGAAGAUGGAUUCUACCGGACGUUGAAGCGAAGAGUUCGCGAUAAGUUGCAGGAGAUCGAUAAAGCCCCGAUCCAAAAAUCUAGACUUAUCAUCGAUUCGUUGCUGGGAAGCGCGUUCGUGUUUGCAUUUUUAGCCAUAACAUUCAAAAGCUAUCUGUUGGCUGUGUUUAGUGGACUGUGUGUUAACUGGACCAUGAUUUGUGCGCACAACUAUUUCCACCAGAAGGACAACUGGCGUAUGAAGCUGUUCAAUUUGGCGUUCUUCAGCUACAGGGAAUGGCGUGUAUCACAUGCGAUAUCUCAUCAUCACUAUCCGAACUCGAUCCUUGAUUUGGAAGUUUCCUACUUGGAACCGAUGCUAUGUUGGUUACCGAACCCACAAAUCAAGGGGACAUUCCAGCGGUUUGGUUCCUGGAUCUACGGUCCGGUUGUCUAUUCCUUUAUCUUCAUUGGAGAGUUUGUUAAAAGAGUUAUUGAAUCUUUCACAACCGGCAAGUGCACCUUCUUUGCGGAUGAUUUGAUUACAUUCAUUUUGCCAACCUUCAUGUACAUAAGCGAUUCAACCAGUUUGGGUGAGGUUCUGAAGAUGUGGAUCUUUAUCGUAAUGGUUGCCAGCUUUGGAUUCGGUGUGAUCGGAUUGAAUGCAGCUCAUCAUCAUCCGGAGAUAUUCCACUCGGGAGAUAAAAUACCGGACAAAAUCGACUUUGGAGUGUACCAGAUAGCGGCCGUUAUCGACCGAGCUGACGUUAAGGGGUCACAAUUUGCGGUGCUGACCAGCUUUGGAGAUCACUGUUUGCAUCACAUGUUCCCGACAUUGGACCAUGGAAUACUGCCGCAAUUGUAUCCGGUGUUCCAUCAAACGUGUGAAGAGUUUGAAACGGAGUAUCGGGAAUGCUCGUGGUUGCAUCACAUCGUCGGUCAGCACAGGCAGUUGGCCAGAAUCGAAACGAGCGUUUAUGAUCCUUCGAAGAAACUGAACUAGUCGCAACUUAGGGAAACGUUGUGCCAAAGAAAUAACCGUAGUUGAUAUUUUUAAUUUAACAAACAGUAGAGAUCCAUUAUAUUAUUACAGGGAUUAUACACUAGGAGGGUGUAGGAACGACUAAAAUGUUAAUUUGAUUUUACCAGUGAAAUAAUUGUUAUUUUUAAUAAAUGUUUUAAUGUUUCCGAUUA
Molecule: messenger RNA, 1747 nt
Organism: Aedes aegypti (yellow fever mosquito)
Lineage: Eukaryota; Metazoa; Arthropoda; Insecta; Diptera; Culicidae
Product: cytochrome b5-related protein
Exons: 6
Coding region: 234-1556 (440 amino acids)
Biological process (GO): lipid metabolic process
Cellular component (GO): mitochondrion
Molecular function (GO): heme binding
Source: RefSeq, a predicted model, not a curated record